GCGCUACUUGGUUCGCUGAAUUUCAAGCUCGAUUAACUUGUUCAACAUUGGAGUGGAGGAGGCUGCUCUCCUCGUAAACAGGCUGAUUCGAUUCAACAGGCUGCCCUCCUUGGAUCACGAACGCACCGGUACUCUUAACGCUAUAGAUCCAAUAGUUGGUUUCUGAUCCCCGCUCUCUCACUCCCUCUCAAACGCACACACGGUGCGAGCGGAAUCGGAGGUCGGAAUCCGUCGGGUUCUACGAUGAGCGCCAUGGAGUCCCUGAUCCUGGAGCUCCACGAGAUCGAGGCUGUGAGAUUUGGCAGUUUCAAGCUGAAGAGCAACAUCACUUCCCCUGUCUACAUCGACCUCCGUCUUAUGGUCUCCUUCCCUCGUCUACUCUCCCGCACCGCCUCCUUUCUCUGGGACUCCCUCCCGCCAGCCUCCUCCUCCUUCGACCUCGUCUGCGGCGUUCCGUACACUGCCCUCCCCAUUGCCACCUGCAUCUCCCUCUCACGCUCCAUCCCUAUGGUCAUGCGCCGGAAGGAGGUGAAGGAGCACGGCACCAGCAAGUCCAUCGAAGGCGCCUUCUCCCCAGGCCUCUCCUGCCUCGUCGUCGAGGACCUCGUCACCAGCGGCUCCUCUGUUCUCGAAACCGCUGCCCCGCUGCGCUCUGCCGGACUCCUGGUCUCCGACGCCGUCGUUCUCAUUGACCGCCAACAGGGAGGGCGGGAGAACCUUGCCGCGGCGGGCAUUCGUCUCCAUUCGGUCCUCACCCUCACCAUGAUCCUUGACACGCUUCUCCGGCAUGGAAAGGUGACCAACGAUAUUGCUGCGUCCGUCAGAGCCUUCCUCGAAGAGAACCGGACGGUGGCAGUGCCUGCACGGGCUUCGCUGCCGGUGCCUUCCACGGCUAAGGCCAGGACUCCAUACGGAGAGAGGGCGGCAUUGGCGAAGAAUCCCAUGGGGAAAAAACUACUGGAGUUGAUGGAGCUGAAGCAGACCAAUCUGUGCCUCGCGGCCGAUGUUCCCACCGCCGCUGGGUUGCUCAGCCUCGCCGAUAAGAUUGGGCCAGAGAUUUGCUUGCUGAAGACGCAUGUGGAUACCUUGUCCGACUUCACUCCGGAAUUCGGAUUGCAGCUGCGAGCGAUUGCAGAGAAGCAUAAUUUUCUUGUAUUUGAAGAUCGCAAGUUUGCUGACAUAGGAAAUACAGUUACCAUGCAAUAUGAAGGAGGCAUUUACCACAUAUUGGAUUGGGCAGAUAUUGUUAACGCACACAUAGUCUCUGGUCCUGGUAUUGUUGAUGGUUUAAAAUUGAAGGGCGUGCCUCGUGGAAAAGGGUUGUUAUUACUUGCGGAAAUGAGUUCUUCUGGUAACCUCGCCAAAGGGGAUUACACUUCUUCUGCUGUCAAAAUUUCUGCAGAGCAUCAAGACUUUGUUAUGGGGUUCAUAUCGGUCAAUCCAGCAGCAUGGAAAGAUAGGCCAUUGGAUCCUGGACAAAUUUAUGCGACUCCUGGUGUUCAAAUGGUCAGUGGAGGUGAUGAUCUAGGACAGCGAUACAACACACCUUAUUCGGCAAUUCACGAUCGAGGAAAUGAUAUAAUCAUUGUUGGUCGUGGAAUCAUCAAAGCAGAGGAUCCUGUUGAAGCUGCCAGAAAAUAUCGAUUCGAAGGUUGGGAAGCAUAUAAGUCAAGCUGUAGAUAAUUUUUUUGUCAACUCUUACGCUUCUUUUCUUGACGCUCUUAGUGCAUAAUGUGGAUUUUUUUCCACUGUGUCAUUAUGCUUCUUUGCUAUAUUAGAUUCGCAGCAAAUUGUUGUUGCAUCCUUUUUCUUGCUUCAACCUAAUGGUGGCUGCUCAGGAGUGGGGUGUACAAAGGGCAGAAUGAUCCUUCCGGGUGUAGGUUUUAGUUGCUUAUUAAGUGCCGGGAGAAAGGUAAUAAAAAUUAAUAAUUGAGUUAUGAGGAACUCCAAAGUGCUCGCAGCUGCUUAA
This is a messenger RNA of Nymphaea colorata (pocket water lily), 1969 nucleotides long. Its product is annotated as uridine 5'-monophosphate synthase-like. Gene Ontology annotation, biological process: 'de novo' pyrimidine nucleobase biosynthetic process; 'de novo' UMP biosynthetic process. Gene Ontology annotation, molecular function: orotidine-5'-phosphate decarboxylase activity; orotate phosphoribosyltransferase activity. The transcript has 6 exons. Lineage: Eukaryota; Viridiplantae; Streptophyta; Magnoliopsida; Nymphaeales; Nymphaeaceae. The record is from RefSeq and is a predicted model, not a curated record. The coding region runs from base 244 to 1683 and encodes 479 amino acids.